UCGAGGAUUCGGGUAGCGCGCUGUGGCGCCGCCUGCGACCGGCUCCCUCGCUCUAGCGGCACCUUGGAGGCUGCCGCCAGUCCUCGGGCCCACCCAGUGCCUUCGCCUCCUUGUGGACAGCGCGCCGGCUCCGCCGCACAGGGCCCCCGGCCGGCCGCGUCCUCACGUGCCGAGGCCGCCGCAGUGACCCCGCCCCCGGGCCGAGGAUGUGAGGCUGGCCGGGUGUCCCCGCACCGGGCCCGGGCGCCGGGAGUCGGCGGCUCGGCAGCUCUGGGCGAUGGCCCUGCUGCCGGUGCUCCUCGCCUCUUGGGGCCUGGGGCAGUGAGGGGACCGGCGGGCGAAGGGAAACGGCCGCGGCGCGGCGGGGGCCGAGGGGCCGCGGGCGACAUGGAGGGGGUGCUGUACAAGUGGACCAACUAUCUGAGCGGUUGGCAGCCUCGAUGGUUCCUUCUCUGUGGGGGGAUAUUGUCCUACUAUGAUUCUCCUGAAGAUGCCUGGAAAGGUUGCAAAGGGAGCAUCCAAAUGGCGGUCUGUGAAAUCCAAGUUCAUUCUGUAGAUAACACACGCAUGGACCUGAUAAUCCCUGGAGAGCAGUAUUUCUACCUGAAGGCCAGAAGUGUGGCUGAGAGACAGCGGUGGCUGGUAGCCCUGGGGUCAGCCAAGGCUUGCCUGACAGACAGUAGGACCCAGAAGGAAAAAGAGUUUGCUGAAAACACUGAAAACUUGAAAACCAAAAUGUCGGAACUAAGACUCUACUGUGACCUCCUUGUUCAGCAAGUAGAUAAAACAAAAGAAGCGACCACAAUUGGUGUGUCCAAUUCUGAGGAGGGAAUCGAUGUGGGAACUCUGCUGAAAUCAACCUGCAAUACUUUCCUGAAGACUUUGGAAGAAUGCAUGCAGAUCGCAAAUGCAGCCUUCACCUCCGAACUGCUCUAUCGCACUCCACCAGGUUCACCGCAGCUGGCUAUGCUCAAGUCCAACAAGAUGAAACAUCCUAUUAUACCGAUUCAUAAUUCAUUGGAAAGGCAAACGGAGUUAAACAAUUGUGAAAAUGGAUCUUUACAUAUGGAAGUAAAUGAUGAUGAAGAAAUCCUAAUGAAAAAUAAGAGCUCCUUAUAUUUGAAACCUGCAGAGGCAGAUUGCUGCAUAUCAAGUGAAGAAAAUGCAGAUGAUAAUGUAACAGCCCAAGGUGAGAUCAUGAAGGAAGAAGGAGAGGACAGCCUGGAAAACCUUGCCAGCAGCUUGGCACAGCCUGGAUCAGACUCCUCAAGUAGCUCUCCAGAAUCCUCAUGGGAAGAAGGCCAAGAAGUUAUCCCGACUUUCUUUAGUACCAUGAAUACCAGCUUUAGUGACAUUGAACUUCUGGAAGACAGUGGCAUUCCCACAGAAGCGUUCUUGGCAUCAUGUUAUGCUGUGGUUCCAGUAUUAGACAAACUUGGCCCUACAGUGUUUGCUCCUGUUAAAAUGGAUCUUGUUGGAAAUAUUAAGAAAGUAAAUCAGAAGUAUAUAACCAACAAGGAAGAGUUCACCACCCUCCAGAAGAUCGUGCUGCAUGAAGUGGAGGCAGACGUAGCCCAGGUUAGGAACUCAGCUACAGAAGCCCUCUUGUGGCUGAAGAGAGGUCUCAAAUUUUUGAAGGGAUUUUUGACAGAAGUGAAAAAUGGAGAAAAGGAUAUCCAGACAGCCUUGAAUAAUGCAUAUGGUAAAACAUUACGGCAGCACCACGGCUGGGUAGUUCGAGGGGUUUUUGCGUUAGCUCUGAGGGCAGCUCCGUCCUACGAAGAUUUUGUGGCCGCGUUAACCAUCAAGGAAGGUGACCACCGGAAAGCGGCAUUUAGUGCCGGGAUGCAGAGGGACCUCGGCCUUUACCUCCCUGCCAUGGAAAAGCAGCUGGCGAUACUGGACACUUUGUACGAGGUCCACGGACUGGAGUCAGACGAGGUGGUAUGACGUCUGCGGGACCGCGCUGCCUCCUCCCUUCAGGGAAUAAAGUCUGCUAACGUGU
Messenger RNA from Hyaena hyaena (striped hyena), 2005 nucleotides. It is a transcript of the gene PLEKHA8, whose product is annotated as pleckstrin homology domain containing A8. Gene Ontology annotation, molecular function: ceramide 1-phosphate transfer activity; ceramide 1-phosphate binding. The transcript is spliced from 14 exons. Gene Ontology annotation, biological process: ceramide transport; intermembrane lipid transfer. The record is from RefSeq and is a predicted model, not a curated record. Gene Ontology annotation, cellular component: cytosol; membrane; cytoplasm. NCBI's taxonomy places the organism in Eukaryota, Metazoa, Chordata, Mammalia, Carnivora, Hyaenidae. Bases 388 to 1950 code for a protein of 520 amino acids.